UUGCUCUUUAAAUAAUUUGUGAUUUUAUUGUAUUUUAAGUCGUGUAAGAGAGUUUAUUUGUGCACCAGAAGACAUUUAAGAUACUUGUGAAUUAGGAAAAUAUCGAGUUUAUUGUGAAAAUAAGUUCUUUCAUAAAGAAAAUUCAAAAAUAUUUUUUUUUUGUGUAACAAAGCAUUUGAUAAAAGAAAUAAAAUAUAAAAUAAGGAAGGAAUCAUACAGAAAAUGGGCAAACUAUUAUCGUUGCUUGCAAGAGAAAAUAACAGUGAUUGUUGUGGACCAAAAUCAAGUUAUGAUAUUUUUCUUGAUUUUGAGAAUGCACAGCCAACGAGUGAAGAAUUAGUUGUCUAUAAAGAAGUGAACGAAGUUCUCAAAAAAUCAGAUAGAAUAUUGGAAGAAAUACAAUGCUAUAAGGGUGCUGGACGAGAAAUACGCGAAGCGAUAUCAGAUCCAUCGCCAGAUGCACAGCAGAGAGCAUGGAGUGUAAUUUUGCCCUUGGUUGAGAGUUUAAAGAACUGCUAUGAGCAUUCACUCGAGUUGGAAAGGAUUGUGCCGAAAUUGUUGGGUCAACUUGUGGGUGGACGAUUAAAUCCCACUCAGCAUUUAGAGACACAACAAGCUCUGGUUAAGCAAUUGGCUGAGAUUUUGGAGUUUGUGCUGAAAUUUGAUGAAUAUAAAAUGAAAACACCUGCCAUACAGAACGACUUCAGUUAUUAUCGACGUACAGUGAGUCGUCGUGGAAUGGACUUUAGCACUGAUCAAACAAUAAGCACCGAGUUAGCAAAUAGAAUGAGUCUCUUCUACGCGCAUCCGACACCUCUCCUUAAAGUAUUGAGUGAAGCAACGUCUAAAUUUGUCCAUGAUAAUGCAAAUGAUGUUGAAAAUACAACAGAAACGAUUGGUACAAUGGCAAAAGUGUGUCUAAGGAUGCUCGAAAAGGAAAAACUACUUUCACAAAUUGAACGUGAAGAGACACAAUUGCUUGUAUUGAGAGUUAUGGUAGGAUUAGUUAUUUUAUACGAUCACGUUCAUCCGGAUGGAGUAUUUGUAAGAAGUUCACAUGUUGACGUUAAAGGAUGUGUGAAAUUACUUCAAGCACAGCCAGCGAUUAAGGCAGAGCCUUUAUUAAAUGCUCUUAGAUAUACAACAAAGCAUUUGAACGAGGAGAAUACACCGAAAAACAUUAAAAAUCUAUUAGCUGCAUAAUAUCUACCGAAAUCACAGUCUCUCCUUAAAUCUAACGCUUGUUUUACAAUUUUGAAAAUUCUAUUUCUAGGAUUUUUGGUGAUUCUUUUUGUGGCGUUUCAUCAACUGAGCGCUAUUAUGGGAUGGAUCUAGGAUAUCCACAUACAAAUACAGUAGUCUAAUGUUAGGAAUAAUAAUUCUUUAAUAAUGCGACAAAUUUCUUCUUGACAGUAUGAUUAAUAAAUGUUUUAUUUUAUGAGAUUAUUCAUUUUUUUUUUCGUUAUAAGGUCCAUACUACACAUUAUUUUUAUAGUUCUCUCCUUUUAAGUAUUAUUGUCAUUAUUUUUGUGAUUUUUUUUUCUUCAACUAUUUUCUGGAUUUUAGAAUCGCAAGCAUGUCACUCGAGGGCAUUUCAAUUCUUUUGAUGUGUCUAGAUGAGAUAAAUGCACAGUGCUAUGAGAUUCAAGUCCAGACAUGAUUCGUAAUAUUGCCGUUCACGUAUAAAAUAAAUAGAUAAAGAAUAAUAAUAAACCAAGAUAUGUGUUCCUCGUUCAAAAUGUAAUUUCCUGAGUUCAAUAGCUGACCAAAAAAUAAAUGAAACUUCACUUAAACUCAAUCAGCACAUAUAAGAAUAUUUUUUACAAAAGCG
Chironomus riparius is the source of this 1831-nucleotide messenger RNA. NCBI's taxonomy places the organism in Eukaryota, Metazoa, Arthropoda, Insecta, Diptera, Chironomidae. The record is from the annotation of a GenBank genome assembly.